AUGUCCUUCAUCUCUGUUUGUUGCUGCAACGGUUCGGUAGCUCCACUGUCCAGUCCUAUUAAUCUUCAAGCUCCACUACAACCAUUCACACUGAAGAGAACCACAGUCAUAGCUUCUGCUUCAAAAUCUGGAGGAGGAUUAUCACUCAGUUCGAUAUUUAAAAGUUGUAAGAAUUGUGAAGGCAAAGGUGCUAUUCAAUGUCCAGGGUGCAAGGGAACGGGAAAGAAUAAGAAGAAUGGAAAUAUAUUUGAACGGUGGAAGUGCUUUGGCUGCCAAGGGUUUGGGCUAAUCGGUUGCCCUAACUGUGGAAAGGGAGGGUUAACACCGGAACAAAGAGGAGAAAGAUAA
Messenger RNA from Lathyrus sativus (Indian pea), 348 nucleotides. The record is from the annotation of a GenBank genome assembly. Lineage: Eukaryota; Viridiplantae; Streptophyta; Magnoliopsida; Fabales; Fabaceae.